This is a messenger RNA of Glycine soja, 1656 nucleotides long. Its product is annotated as phenolic glucoside malonyltransferase 1-like. The coding region runs from base 42 to 1472 and encodes 476 amino acids. The record is from RefSeq and is a predicted model, not a curated record. Lineage: Eukaryota; Viridiplantae; Streptophyta; Magnoliopsida; Fabales; Fabaceae. The transcript has a single exon.
AUACGUACUAUAUAUUAGAUUGCUACGAAGCAUGCUUGGUCAUGUCAAGGAUCAAAUCAAUUAGUUUCUUAGCCAUGGAGAAAGCAACAAGAGUGAAAAUACUUGAAAUUUGCCUUGUGUCACCACCACAGGAAAAAACGACAACACAAACAUCUUUGUCUCUCACAUUCUUUGAGUUACUAUGGCUGAGGCUUCCCCCAGUUGAGCGUCUUUUCUUCUAUGAAUUCCCCAACCAAACCAUUUCAUUCUUCGACACCAUUCUUCCAAAUCUCAAACACUCUCUUUCCCUCACACUCCAACACUUUCUACCUUUUGCUGGCUCCAUCAUUUGGCCCCUUGACUCACCCCACCCCAUCAUCAACUAUGUCCCUGGCAAUGCCGUUUCCCUCACCAUAGCUGAGUCCAACACUGACUUCAACAUGCUUUGUUCCAAUAUCUGUGAUGCUUCUCUACGCCAUCCCUUGAUACCCCAUUUGGCCAAUUCACACGAACAAGCUUCUGUGAUGGCCCUCCAAGUUACCCUUUUUCCAAACCAUGGCUUUUCUCUUGGAAUAGCCACACACCAUGCAGCUAUGGAUGGAAAAGCCUCAACUUUGUUUCUCAAAGCAUGGGCCUAUGCUUGCUCCAAUAAUAAUAAUAACCUCAUUGGAGAAUCAUUCUCAUCACCUUUGUUGUCAUUACCACAACAUCUCACACCCUUCUAUGAUAGGUCAACGAUAAGAGACACUUCAGGGAUUGGUGCAGAUUAUUUGUCUGCUUGGUUGCACUAUGGUGGAGAUAAUAAUAGUAGGAGCAUGAAGGUGUUGGAUCAAUUCGGUGGUGGUGUAAAUGCAACGACAAAAGAAGCAAUCAGAUGGUCGUUUGAAUUAACCUCAUCGAACAUCCAAAAGCUCAAGCAUCAUGCACAAUCCAAGCUCAAAGAAGAGAAUGCUCACUUUUCAACAUUUUCGGUUACAUGUGCUUAUGUGUUGCAAUGUUUGGUCAAAGCAGACAAACCAAAGGCCAAUGGAGUGGCUUUUUUGUUCAGUGUGGAUUGCAGGUCUCGCUUGGAGCCACCUCUUCCAUCAACAUAUGUUGGAAGCUGCAUUAUUGGCCAUAAGGUUCUGUAUGAAACAAAGAAUUUGUCAGGGGAUGAUGAUUUCAUCAAUGCUCUCAAGGGGAUAAAAGAAGCUUUGCAAAAGUUGGAGAAUGAAGUGCUAAGUGGAGCAACAACUUUGGCAGAAAAGGUGCAAAUGCGGAUGAAUAAUAAAAUAUUUACUGUUGGUGGGUCACCACGGUUUGAGGUUUAUAGCAUUGAUUUUGGUUGGGGGAGGCCCAAGAAGGUGGAUGUGACUUCUAUAGGCCCAACCGGAGGAUUUUUCAUUUCUGAAAGUAGGAAUGACAGUGGAGGAAUUGAGAUUACUUUGGUGUUAUACAAACAAGAAAUGGAAUCAUUCAUGACUCAUUUUGCUGAAGGACUUGAAUCUCUUUGAUCAAUGUUGUUAAACUUUAGUGUUUCAAAGGGAUGGUAAAAUUUGAGGGAAUUUAAGGAUGUGUUUGAUUUGUAUUUUCAUUUCCUGUUUUCAUUUUCUGAUUAUUUUAUGCCUUUAGAAAAUUUUGCAUUAUGAUACAUGUGGCCUAUUAGGGUGGGAAUGAAUAUUUAAGUUUUAACUAGUA